Exaiptasia diaphana is the source of this 1970-nucleotide messenger RNA. RefSeq lists its product as uncharacterized. Bases 120 to 1400 code for a protein of 426 amino acids. NCBI's taxonomy places the organism in Eukaryota, Metazoa, Cnidaria, Anthozoa, Actiniaria, Aiptasiidae. The transcript has a single exon. The record is from RefSeq and is a predicted model, not a curated record.
AUGCGAGAUCUCGCCUUUUAACACGAGAUCUCGCCUCUGGCUUUAUAGCACGAAUAGAAUUGUACGGGCUUCCUGUGCUGGGGUCUUUUCAGCUGAUUCAGCUGAUUGCAGGCUCAAAAAUGGCGGAAAACAUGGAGAAGGUGCGUGUUUUUGUUUUUGUUUUAUUAAGUUUAACGUUGUUUGUUUCUUGUGGAGCCUUGCCACCCUAUAUUCCUGCCGCUGGGGGCAUACAAGGCGAUAGAGAUUCUUGUAUUUUUCAGUACUUUAAUCUAGGAUUGGGGUAUGCUGAAAUACUAGCGUUUCUUAAUGCUGUUCAUGGCAUUACAUUAAGUCUUCGUCAGCUCAAAAGGAUMUUAUUUAAAAGAGGUUUGAGAAGAAGACAAAUUAAGUACAAUCCUCAGGAUAWAAUUUCUGCAAUGGAGCAAGAAUUAUGGAGAAGUGGUAGCUCACUGGGUUACCGUCAGAUGCAACUAAGGCUAAGACUUGAUUAUGGAAUGUCAGUUGACAGGGAAACAGUACGAAGAAGUCUUGCCAUACUUGACCCAGAAGGAGUCAAAAGACGCUCUCGUCACAAAUUGAAAAGAAGACAGUAUUUCUCUCAAGGACCAAAUUAUUUGUGGCAUCUGGACGGAUACGACAAACUUAAACCUUUUGGAUUUUGUAUCCAUGGGGCUAUUGACGGUUUCAGUCGUCGAAUUUUGUGGCUCGAAGUAGGCCCUUCAAAUAACAACCCACGUGUCAUUGCUACAUAUUUUUACAAUUCUGUGAGACAGCUUGGUGGAGUCCCAUACAUUUGCCGUGCAGAUGCAGGAACUGAAAACUGUUUAGUCGCUGGAAUGCAACGUUUUUUCAGAAGGGAAGCAAGUGAUGAAUUUUCUGGUGAAAAAAGCUUCYUAUACGGUAGGUCAGUUUCAAAUCAAAGAAUAGAGGCUUGGUGGACACAUCUACGCAAAACGGAUACAGGCUGGUGGAUCAAUUACUUUAAAGAUCUGAGAUAUCAGGGGCUUUAUGAUGACAGUAAUCCAGUACAUGUUGAAUGUUUAARGUAUUGUUACAUGCCUAUCAUUAAAGAAGAGUUGGAACGAGUAGCUCAGUUAUGGAACUUGCACAAGAUUAGACCAUCUGCAAAUGAGCAUUCACCUAGUGGUCGCCCUGACACCAUGUUCUUUAUUCCUGAAGCUUUUGAUUCUGUAUCAYAUCUUCAACCUGUCAAUUCAAUAGAUUUAGCAGUAGCAAAGGAAACAUGCUGUGAAAUUCCAGAAGAUGAAUCCUUCGAAACAUUUUCAGAACUUGCUGAAAUAGUUAUCACUGAGAACAACCUUGAAUUGCCAGGCAAUGAUAUCAUCAAAGCAGAGUUGCUUUAUAUCAACCUAAUUGAACAUAUAGAAAAUAUUGCCUGAAUCUCAUAACCUCAAAAUACUACAGAACAACAUUGACAGCUGUGCUUCUUGAUACAUUAGUUCUGUGAUCAGCCAUGAUAUGGAUACUGAUAUAAAUAUAUUACAGCAAAAASCAAUUAAGUAGGACCACUGAUAUGUAUUCACAUUUUUCUGUCACUAACUUUCAACCAAUCAGCACAGUGUCUACACUUGAUCUUGAUUACUGAUUGGUUGAAAGUUAGAGACAUAAAUAUACAUUAUCAGUGGUCCUACUCAAUCGCAUUUUGCUUCAUUUGUGAUUGAGAUCAGAGCUAUCAAGCUUAUUCUGAACAUGAAAUUGUUACUAAUUGUUCUAAAUUUAAUUAUGUUAAAAAUUAUUCUUAGUGCUAUUAGAAUAUUUGUUUCCCAUUUUGAUUUUCUUUCAGCCCACAGUUACCCUGGCCCCUCAUUUGGAUGUAUUCACUCUUCGCUUUUGUUUUCAUAAAGCCCGAAGUGCCAGCGAAAAUAUACAUCUAACCUCUGGGACCAGGGUAGCCCACAGUGAAAUUCAAGCUGAGAUAAUUCCCCAAAAUGUAGCUUUUCAUUGAUUCU